CCCAAGUAAUGAUGAUCCCUUCCCAGAUCUCCUACUCAGCCUCCCAAGGAGCCUACUAUAUCCCUGGACAGGGGCGUUCCACAUAUGUUGUCCCAACACAGCAGUACCCUGUGCAGCCAGGAGCCCCAGGCUUCUAUCCAGGUGCAAGCCCUACCGAGUUUGGAACCUAUGCUGCAGCUUAUUACCCAGUCCAAGGUGUGCAGCAGUUUCCUGCUGGUGUGGCUCCGGCCCCAGUUUUGAUGAACCAGUCACCCCAGAUUGCUUCUAAGAGGGAACGGAAAACUAUCCGAAUUCGAGACCCAAACCAAGGAGGGAAGGAUAUUACAGAAGAGGUCGUGUCUGGCCGCACUGUCUCCACACCCACUCCUCCUCAGACAGGAAGCAGUCUAGAGCCUCAACCCAAUGGGGAGUCGCCUCAGGUUGCUUUCAUUAUCCUGCCAGAUGACAGGUCACAGGGAGCAGCCAUUGCGGGGCGGCCAGGACUGCCUGGUCCAGAGCAUAGCCCUGGCACAGAAUCUCAGCCUUCGUCGCCUUCUCCAACCCCAUCACCACCCCCAAUUUUGGAGCCGGGGUCUGAGUCUAAUCUUGGAGUCCUCUCUAUUCCUGGGGACACUAUGACAACGGGGAUGAUACCANUGUCUGUAGAAGAAUCGACCCCUAUCUCUUGUGAAACUGGGGAGCCGUAUUGCCUCUCUCCAGAACCCACUCUUGCCGAACCCAUACUGGAAGUAGAANUGACACUCAGCAAACCCAUUCCAGAAUCUGAGUUCUCUUCCAGUCCUCUCCAGGUUUCCAUGUCCCUGGUGCCUCACAGGGUUGAAACUCAUGAGCCCAAUGGCGUGAUCCCAUCUGAGGAUCCUCCCCCUCUUCCAGCUUGUGCUUCUGAAUUGCUUGUGCCCAUUGCUCCAACUGCCCAACCUGANGAACUGCUCAAUGGAGCCCCCUCGCCACCAGCUGUGGAUUUAAGCCCAGUCAGUGANCCAGAGGAACAGGCCAAGGAGGUUUCAUCAGCGGCACUGGCCAGCAUUCUCUCUCCCACUCCACCUGUGGCUCCUUCAGAUACUUCUCCUGCNCAGGAGGAAGAAAUGGAAGAAGAUGGCGAUGAAGAAGGUGGAGAAGCUGAGAGUGAGAAGGGAGGAGAGGACCUCCCCCUCGACAGUACUCCUGUCCCAGCCCAACUGUCUCAGAAUUUAGAGGUGGCAGCAGCUACUCAGGUGGCAGUGUCUGUGCCAAAGAGGAGACGGAAAAUUAAAGAGCUAAAUAAGAAGGAGGCUGUAGGUGACCUUCUAGAUGCCUCCAAGGAGGUGGACCCAGCAGUUCCAGAGGUAGAGAAUCAGCCUCCCACUAGCGGCAACCCAAGCCCAGAGUCUGAGGGCAGCAUUGUGCCCACACAGCCUGAGGAAGCAGAAGAAACCCGGGACUCUAAGGAAGACAAAUUUCACAAUGCUGGAUGCAACAUCCAGCCUGGGGAGCAGAAGUGUGCAUACAAUUCAGAUCAGUGGAAGCCUCUAAAACUUGAAGAGAAGAAGCGUUAUGACAGGGAAUUCCUGCUGGGCUUUCAGUUUAUCNUUGCCAGCAUGCAGAAGCCAGAAGGAUUGCCCCAUAUCACUGAUGUGGUACUGGACAAGGCCAAUAAAACGCCACUUCGGCAACUGGAUCCCUCCAGACUACCUGGCAUAAACUGUGGCCCAGAUUUCACUCCAUCUUUUGCCAACCUUGGCCGACCAGCCCUCAGCAACCGUGGGCUCCCCAGGGGUGGGCCAGGUGGGGAGCUGCCCCGAGGGCCGGCUGACCUGGGACCCAGGCACUCUCAGCAGGGCCCACGAAAGGAAACUCGCAAGAUCAUUUCCUCAGUGAUAAUGACUGAAGACAUAAAACUAAACAAAGCGGAGAAGGCUUGGAAACCCAGUAGCAAACGGACAGCAGCUGAUAAGGAUGGAGGGGAAGAGAAUGCUGACCAGGACCUAUUCUGCAGGGUACGCUCUAUCCUGAAUAAGCUGACACCCCAGAUGUUUCAGCAGCUGAUGAAGCAAGUGACACAGCUGGCCAUUGACACGGAGGAACGCCUCAAAGGAGUUAUUGACCUCAUCUUCAAGAAAGCCAUUUCAGAGCCCAACUUCUCUGUGGCUUACGCCAACAUGUGCCGCUGCCUCAUGGCGCUGAAAGUGCCCGCUACAGAAAAGCCAACAGUGACUGUGAAUUUUCGAAAACUGUUGUUAAAUCGGUGCCAGAAGGAAUUUGAGAAAGACAAAGAUGAUGAUGAAGUUUUUGAAAAAAGGCAAAAAGAGAUGGAUGAAGCUGCUACGGCAGAAGAACGGGGACGCCUGAAAGAAGAGCUAGAAGAAUCCCAGGACAUAUCUAGGCAGCGCUCUUUAGGAAAUAUCAAGUUUAUUGGAGAGUUAUUCAAGUNGAAGAUGUUAACAGAAGCGAUAAUGCAUGACUGUGUGGUCAAGCUACUUAAGAACCAUGAUGAGGAGUCCCUGGAAUGCCUCUGCCGCCUCCUCACCACUAUAGGCAAAGACCUGGACUUUGCAAAAGCCAAGCCUCGAAUGGAUCAGUAUUUCAACCAAAUGGAAAAAAUCAUUAAAGAAAAGAAGACCUUAUCUUGCAUCCGUUUUAUGGUGCAGGAUGUACUCGAUCUGCGGCAGAGUAAUUGGGUGCCACGCCGCGGGGAUCAGGGUCCUAAGACUGAUCAAAUUCACAAGGAGGCUGAGAUGGAAGAGCACUGAGAACAUAUCAAAGUGCAGCAGCUCAUGGCCAAGGGCAGUGACAAACGUCGGGGUGGCCUUCCAGGCCCGCCUAUAAACCGUAGCCUUCCACUUGUGGAUGAUGGUGGCUGGAAUACAGUCCCCAUUAGCAAAAGCAGUCGCCCCAUUGACACCUCAUGGCUCACCAAGAUCACAAAGCCUGGUUCCAUUGAUUCUAACAACCAGCUUUUUGCACCUGGAGGACGACUGAGUUGGAGCAAGGGCAGCAGUGGGGGCUCAGGAGCCAAGCCCUCAGACACAGCAUCGGAAGCUAUUCAUCCAGCUACCUUGAAUCGCUUUUCUGCUCUUCAACAAACAUUACCCGCAGAGAACGCAGGUAACAGACGUGUUAUACAGAGGAGUAGCUUAAGCCAGGAAUGAGGUGAGAAAGCUGGGGACCGAGGAGACCGACUAGAGCGGAGUAAGCUGGGAGGUGACUGUGGAGACCGACUUGAUCGUGCCAGAACACCUGCCACCGAGCGAAGUUUUAGCAAAGAANUGGAGGAGCGAAGUAGAGAGCGGCCAUCCCAGCCUGAGGGACUCCGCAAGGCAGCUAGUCUCACAGAGGAUCGUGGUCGGGAUCCUGUGAAGCGGGAAGCCACUCUACCUCCAGUGAGUCCUCCAAAGGCUGCGCUGUCUGUGGAUGAGGUGGAGAAGAAAUCUAAGGCCAUCAUUGAGGAACAUCUCCAUCUCAAUGACAUGAAGGAGGCAGUACAUUGUGUCCAGGAGCUGGCUUCACCCUCCUUGCUCUUCAUCUUCGUACGGCUUGGCAUCGAGUCCAUGCUGGAGCGCAGUAGUACCAUUGCUCGUGAGCAUAUGGGGCGACUGCUGCACCAACUGCUCUGUGCGGGGCACCUCUCUACUGCCCAGUACUAUCAAGGGCUGUAUGAAACACUAGAAUUGGCUGAGGACAUGGAAAUUGAUAUCCCUCAUGUAUGGCUUUACCUGGCAGAACUGAUAACACCUAUUCUCCAGGAAGAUGGGGUACCCAUGGGAGAGCUCUUCAGGGAAAUUACGAAGCCUCUGAGACCCAUGGACAAAGCUACUUCUUUGUUGCUGGAGAUCCUGGGUCUCUUAUGCAAGAGCAUGGGUCCCAAAAAGGUGGUGAUGCUGUGGCGAGAGGCUGGACUGAGCUGGAGCGAAUUUCUAGCAGAGGGCCAAGACAUUGGCUCAUUUGUGGUUGAGAAGGCGGAAUAUACCUUGGGAGAAGAAUCUGAAGCUCCUGGCCAGAGGGCACUUGCCUUUGAGGAGCUUCGUAGGCAGCUAGAAAAGCUGCUGAAGGACGGCGGCAGUAAUCACAUGUUUAACUGGGUAGACGCCAACCUGAAUGAGCAGCAGACAGCAUCCAAUACAUUAGUUCGAGCCCUCAUGACAACUGUCUGUUAUUCUGCAAUUAUCGUUGAGACUCCUCUCUGAGUAGAUGUUCAAGUGUUGAAAGUGCGAGCAAGACUGCUGCAGAAAUACCAGUGUGAUGAGCAGGAGCUACAAGUACUCCAUGCUCUCCAGGCCCUUGUAGUGACCUUAGAACAGCCUGCCAACCUGCUUCGGGUGUUCUUUGAUGCUCUAUAUGAUGAGGGCGUGGUGAAGGAAGAUGCCUUCUACAGCUGGGAGAGCAGCAAGGACCCUGCUGAAGAGCAGGACAAGGGUGUGGCCCUUAAAUCUGUCACAGCAUUCUUCAGUUGGCUUCCUGAGGCUGAGGACGAGAAGUCUGAUCACAACUGA
Messenger RNA from Mus pahari (shrew mouse), 4469 nucleotides. Its product is annotated as eukaryotic translation initiation factor 4 gamma 1-like. Gene Ontology annotation, cellular component: eukaryotic translation initiation factor 4F complex. Gene Ontology annotation, molecular function: mRNA binding; translation initiation factor activity; protein binding. The record is from RefSeq and is a predicted model, not a curated record. NCBI's taxonomy places the organism in Eukaryota, Metazoa, Chordata, Mammalia, Rodentia, Muridae.